Messenger RNA from Argiope bruennichi, 882 nucleotides. Its product is annotated as sulfotransferase ssu-1-like. The record is from RefSeq and is a predicted model, not a curated record. Lineage: Eukaryota; Metazoa; Arthropoda; Arachnida; Araneae; Araneidae. The transcript has a single exon. Gene Ontology annotation, molecular function: sulfotransferase activity. Gene Ontology annotation, biological process: sulfation. The coding region runs from base 1 to 882 and encodes 293 amino acids. Gene Ontology annotation, cellular component: cytoplasm.
AUGUUUUCUCCUCAAUGUUUCAAAGAAGCUCUGCAAUAUAAGCCAAAGUUUCGAGACGUCUUCAUCUGCUCAUAUCCCAAAUGUGGUACCACCUGGAUGCAAAAUAUUAUUCUUCAUAUUUUCCGAAAAGGGCAAAAGCUUAGCAAUCCAUUGGAAUUUUUGAGAUUAGCACCUUACAUAGAUAUGCAAGGACAAGAAGGUAUUGACGAGAUGCCCAGACCUGGAGCCUUCAAAACUCACAUACCUUUUUCUCGGAUGCCUUAUUCUAAAGAUGCUAAAUAUAUUUUUGUGGCCAGAAAUCCUAAAGACUGUUGCGUGUCUUCCUAUUACCACACCAGAAAUCAACCAGGCUUUGAAUACUGGGAAAGUGAUUUCAAUGAUUUUUUCGAGCUGUUCAUGGCCGGUGAAGUUCAAUACAAUGAUUACUUCGACCAUUUGUUAGAUUGGUAUCCUCAUCGCAAUGAUCCGAAUGUAUUUUACACAAGAUAUGAAGACAUGAAGAAGGACAUAAAAAGUGUUAUAAUAAAGCUUUCAAAGUUCCUUGGUAAAGAAUACAAUGAUGCAAUUGAGAAAGAUAAUGCUGUUCUAAGCAAUAUAAUGCUUUAUAACCGAUUUGACUAUAUGAAAGAAAAGUUCUCAAACCUCUACACAGUGAACAAAAAUAAUUACAUAGAAAAUAUGUAUGAAGGUUGCAAGUAUAGGAGAUCAUUUCUUGAGAAUCUGGAAAUCCCUAAAAAUCUGCCAGGACUGCAAUUCAUAAGGAAAGGCAUUACUGGGGAUUGGAAAAAUCACUUUUCCCCUGAACAAACCAAGAGAAUGAAUAGCAAAAUCUCAUUUAGACUGAAAGAUACUGAGUUCUUGCAAAUAUACUUGGAAGCAUGA